UAAGCGUCAAUACCUCAGUGGCGUCAUUUUUCGGCGCCAUUUUGUUACUAAAGUGAAGCUGGCUCGAGUGUGGUGUGUCGCGUUAAAUGCUAUACUGAUAAUUUUAAUAAUUAAGGAUAGAUAUAAGAAGUGAACACAAUAUGGUGCCGCAAACGAAAGUGUUCAUCGGGAGCCUGCCCCAGGGCUCUAAGCCGGAGGAGCUUCGCAAACUGUUCGAACGCUUCGGCGUCGUGACAGAAUGCGACAUAAUGAACCGGUGCGGCUUCGUGCACAUGCAGACCGAGGAUCAGGCGGCGGCAGCCAUCCGGGGCUUAAAUAACUCUACCUUCAACGGCGGCGUCAUCACGGUCGAGCGCGGCCGCAUCAAGGAGCGCGGCCAGCGCGGCGGUCCCGGCGGCGGCCGUGGCGGCAUGGGCGGGCGCGGAGGCAUGCGCAGCGGCGGCAUGGACCGCCGGGGCGGCGGCCCCAUGCGCGGCGGGCCCAUGGGCGCCCGGGACGCGCCCUACAUGCGCGACUCGCGCGGCAUGGGGCCCAUGGGCGGCCGGGACAUGCGCGGCCCGCCCAUGGGCGGCGGCGGCGGCAUGGCCAUGCGCAAUGGCAUGGGCGGCGGCGGCUACGACCGCGGCGCAGAGCGCGGCUUCGGUGGCGGCGGCGGCGGUGGCUACGGCGACGACCGCUACGGCGGGUACGGCGGCGAGGACCGCCGCGGUUUCGCGCUCGCCCGCGACGGCUACGGCGCGGCGCCCAUGUACGACGACCGGCGAGCAGGCUACGCCGCGGAGGACAUGAGCGGGAUGUACGCGGACGACCGCCGCGCGCCGAUGUACCCCGACGAGCGAGACAUGAUGGAUCGACGAGCGCCUAUGAGAGGUGCCGUGCCCAUGUCCGGUGGUUAUGACAGAGGAGCACCUCCCCGAGCUGCACCCAUGGGCAAUGGAGACAUGUUCAGCAGACGAUCACCCAUGCGUGCUGGAGCAGGAGCCGGCUAUGACCGGGACCCGUACACGCAGCAGUACCCCCCCAUGGGCCGCGGCGGCGGCGGCGCGGCCAGAGGCGCUCGCGACGGCGGGCUCGGCCGGCGGUACUAGGCGCCUGCACUAGACUAGGCGCCUUCACUAGACUAGGCCGGCGGUACUAGCAGCCUCCCCUAGACUAGGCCGUGCGCGACACGAACACUGUACCAUAGUCUUCCGGCGCCCGACUCCGAUCCGGGCUCGCGUACCUAACGAUUAGGAGAUUACACCGCGCUAGCGGCCUCUAGACAGUAAGUUGAAGACGGUGAACGCUAUGUGAAUCGCUUUGUAAUUUUAAUAAACGAAAAUCAUUUUCACGAGACGGUUUCAUUUACCCCGGUCGAAAUCCGGCGUCCGGUGACGACGUCUUGACUUGAUUUGUAUAAUUUUACCGAUCACCCUUUCCGAUUAAAAGUAAGACUUAAAUGAGAAUAUUGAUAGCGCUAUUGUUUUAAGUUGUAUAUUUUCGUAUGAAUUAAAUUUCGUAGAAUAUCA
Cydia pomonella (codling moth) is the source of this 1508-nucleotide messenger RNA. RefSeq lists its product as uncharacterized. The record is from RefSeq and is a predicted model, not a curated record. Gene Ontology annotation, molecular function: mRNA binding. The transcript has 4 exons. NCBI's taxonomy places the organism in Eukaryota, Metazoa, Arthropoda, Insecta, Lepidoptera, Tortricidae. Gene Ontology annotation, biological process: mRNA splicing, via spliceosome. Gene Ontology annotation, cellular component: nuclear speck; cytosol. Bases 141 to 1088 code for a protein of 315 amino acids.